AUGGAGACCUACCACGGACACGUUCGCACGCCAAACGAUGCCAUCAUCCUGUUUGAGGCCUGCCGCAUCGGCAUACUACCGCGGGUACAGCGCCGCCUGUCCGAGAAGGAGCGCCAGCAGAUCAAGUCAGGCUCAGUAUUUGUAUGGGACGAGCGCGAGGCCGGCAUGAGGCGGUGGACCGACGGAAAAUCAUGGAGUGCCAGUCGCGUGUCGGGCAGCUUCCUCACGUACCGAGAGAUGGAGGGCAAGCGGGGAGGCAGCGCAGUUCCCACAGCCCCAGUAGCGAAGAGGGCGAGCGGAAAGUCGCCAGACGGCACAGGCUCAGGUGAAUCGGACGGCGAGGGACCAGACGGCUACCGGUACAAGCCGGAUGGUCUCAUGAAGCAGUCCUUCAGCAUCACCACCCAGAGCGGACAGCACCUCCACCUCAUCAGCUACUACUCGCGAUCGAAUUCCAACAACCUCCCACAACCAACCAACGAUGCGCAACUGCGGCACAUCCGCCCGCCAAAGAACAUGUACCCGGAGUCGGCGGUGAACGAGACCCAGACUGUGCCUGCCGUCACUCGCGGGCCCAUGCCUGGCUCACCAUACAACGCACCCGGACACAGCAUGGCACCUUCCUCGCCGUAUACCCGUGGUGGCCCUGUCGCACCCAUGUACGCGAUACCAAUGUAUCCUCCCACACCACCCAACGGUACACCUCCCAUGUACUACUCGCACCAGCCUUACUUCUACCCGGGCGUCGUCUACGCGCAGCCUCCAUACCACCCACAACACGUUUUCGACCGCCCGCCAAUGGCCCACCCUCACGCUCCUCAAGGCCACCAUCCCAUGCUGAUGCAACACCCCGCUUACGCAGCGCAUGCCGCACACGCUGCUCAACAAUAUAUGGCGACACCACCACUUCGCACACCAUCGACAGCUGAGCAAGCUCAACAGCAACACCUUCAACGUGCCAGUGCUCCUGCGCCUCCCCCGGGACCAACACCAUCAAUUCCCGAGCAAGGUCCGCAACUUCCAGCUAUCAACGGCACGGCCGCCGCAGCAGGUGCGAACAAGCCACCGACACCAGAGCCUUCCGACAAGUCCGAGUCCCGGGCAUCCGAGUCAAAUAGCACCGCCGCAGCCGCAGCAUCGAGACCGCUUCCUACACUGGGGUCGCUGCUCAACGGUGAAACCCAAGAUAAGGACAACCAGAACAACAGCCGUUCUGGUAGCCGUAGUCCUAACACUGCAACGAGGUUCCCCCGAGACUUGGCACCGGAGAGACUUGCUAAAAACAGCACCGCUGCCGAUAGCAGCGCGUUGAACAAGCUCAACAGCGUGUUCGUGCGAUCAUAG
Molecule: messenger RNA, 1344 nt
Organism: Alternaria hordeiaustralica
Lineage: Eukaryota; Fungi; Ascomycota; Dothideomycetes; Pleosporales; Pleosporaceae
Exons: 1
Coding region: 1-1344 (447 amino acids)
Molecular function (GO): DNA binding
Source: RefSeq, a predicted model, not a curated record